UCCAAGUCAGCAGUGCAACGGAGGAGCUCUCAGCUUGAUGAAGCCCCAAGGAAUACACCCGACUACGACAAAUAUCAGCCAGCCCAAGAUGUCCUUUCGCGGCAAGAAUGCGGUGGUGACCGGCGGAGCUGGAGGAAUCGGUCUGCAGGUGUCCAAGCAGCUCCUGGCCGCCGGAGCAGCGAAGGUAGCCAUCAUCGAUCUGCAGGAUAACCUGGAGGAAUUUGUGAAACUCCGAGCCGCCCAUCCCACGCAGAGCGUGAUGAUCGUCAAGAUGGAUGUGGCCAACAAGAAGGGUGUGGAGGCCACCUACGAGGAGAUUGCCAAGACCUUCGGCAACAUCGAUAUUGUGGUCAAUGUGGCUGGCAUCUUCAAUGACAAGGAUGUGCAGAGGACUCUGCUGGUGAAUCUCGGCGGCAUCAUCAACUCCACGCUGAGCGCCCUGCCCUACAUGGGCAAGGAUAAUGGCGGCAAGGGUGGCAUUGUGGUCAACAUGAGCUCGGUGGUGGGUCUGGAUCCGAUGUUCAUCAUUCCCGUUUACGGAGCCACCAAGGCGGGCAUCAUCAACUUCACCCGCUGCUUGGCGAACGAAAAGUACUAUCUGCGCUCGGGCAUCAAGUUUGUGACUGUCUGCCCAGGAGCCACGAUGACGGACAUGUUCACCAACUUCACGGAGAAGAUCAUCUUUCCGGAGACCAGCGACGAGACCUACAGGAUCCUGGAUAGGUUGAACAAGCAGAGUGCCGCUGAUGUCUCUCGCUGCAUUCUGAAUGUCCUGGAGAAGGACAAGAACGGAGCUGUCUAUGUCAUCGAGGGCAAGCGCGUUUUUCCCCUGGAAAUGAAGCCCCAGUGGACGGGCAAGGAGCAGGCCCUUUAA
This is a messenger RNA of Drosophila takahashii, 874 nucleotides long. It is a transcript of the gene Pdh, whose product is annotated as Photoreceptor dehydrogenase. The record is from RefSeq and is a predicted model, not a curated record. Lineage: Eukaryota; Metazoa; Arthropoda; Insecta; Diptera; Drosophilidae. Gene Ontology annotation, cellular component: cytoplasm. Gene Ontology annotation, molecular function: oxidoreductase activity, acting on the CH-OH group of donors, NAD or NADP as acceptor.